Messenger RNA from Pestalotiopsis fici W106-1, 1956 nucleotides. RefSeq lists its product as uncharacterized. The transcript is spliced from 3 exons. The record is from RefSeq and is a predicted model, not a curated record. Gene Ontology annotation, molecular function: protein binding. Lineage: Eukaryota; Fungi; Ascomycota; Sordariomycetes; Amphisphaeriales; Sporocadaceae. Bases 1 to 1956 code for a protein of 651 amino acids.
AUGACCCUGAACACAACCAGCGGUCCGGUGAACCACAGGAUGGACAAGAUGCAACAACCGAGGCCGAGAGGGCCACCGACGCCCAGUAUGAGUACUCCCGCGCCAGACUUUGACCAGCAACAGCAACAACAGCAGCAGCUCACGGGUUCUCCCCCGCCACCUCCCACGCCAGCUGCUUCUCCUGGUCCAGCACACCCUCAGGCAGACUGGAGCGAAGCAGCCGAGGAUGAGGACUUCUUUCUCGCCCACGUUCGUCAACAUUUUCAGACCUGCUCCGGACCGCAGCGAAAUCGACUUCUGGCCGACCUGUUGAACAUGUGCACAACCCAGCAACUGAGUUUCGUACAUCAGUUCGUAAGCCCUCUGCUCAAGAAGGAUCCAUUCACAAGUUUGCCGGACGAGCUAUGCCUGCGGAUAUUGUCCUUCAUCGACGACCCCCUCGUCUUGGCCCGGGCUUCCCAAGUUUCCCGGAGGUGGCGAGAUCUGUUGAGUGACGAUGUGACAUGGAAGAACCUGUGUGUCAAGCACGACUACGGGCGUAGAUUGUCCGAAGUAUAUCACGGUGUCCCCAACCAUGCACCGACUCGACCAGGUCUCCACCCGCUAUCUGAUUCCGAUCAACCCAACCAUAGCUUCCCCGGGGCUUACCGACCGGCCCCGCCCAUGCAGCAAGUCUCGAGGAGUUUUGACGGUUCAGAUCGCCCAAAGCUGCGAUCUUACAAAUCUCACUUCAAGCAGAGAUAUUUGGUGGAGUCAGCAUGGCGCACUGGAGGCCGCAACACCAUUCGAACCAUUACACAGGACGGCAGGGUCGUGACUAGCUUGCACUUGACGCCCAAGUACAUUGUCGUGGCUCUGGAUAAUGCCAGAAUCCAUGUCUUUGACCGUGAAGGAAAUGCAUUGUGGACUUUGCAGGGACACGUUAUGGGCGUAUGGGCCAUGGUCCCAUGGGACGACUUAUUGGUGAGUGGUGGUUGUGAUCGUGACGUCCGAGUCUGGGAUAUGCAGACGGGGCAAUGCCUCCACACUCUUCGCGGCCACACUUCCACCGUAAGGUGUCUUAAGAUGUCAGACGCCAACACGGCCAUCUCGGGAUCUCGGGAUACAACUCUGCGAGUUUGGGAUAUUCGGACGGGAGUGUGCCGGAAUGUUCUAGUUGGCCAUCAGGCCAGCGUUCGGUGUCUCGAGAUCAAGGGUGAUAUCGUGGUUUCCGGCAGUUAUGAUGCAACAGCCAAGAUUUGGAGCAUCUCGGAGGGCAGGUGCCUGCACACGUUGAGUGGACACUUCAGUCAGAUCUACGCCAUUGCAUUUGAUGGCCAAAGGGUUGUCACCGGCUCCCUCGAUACUAGUGUUCGCGUCUGGGAUGCUCACACUGGUGAGCCUGUUGCAGUUCUGCAAGGGCACACUUCAUUAGUCGGCCAAUUGCAGCUCAGGGGUAAUACUCUUGUUACCGGAGGUUCGGAUGGCUCAGUCAGGGUCUGGUCUCUGGAAAAGAUGUGCCCCAUUCACCGACUGGCCGCCCACGAUAACAGCGUCACGAGCCUGCAAUUUGAUGAUACGCGCGUUGUCAGUGGUGGCAGCGACGGCCGGGUCAAGAUUUGGGAUGUCAAAACCGGUCAUCUCGUCCGAGAACUGAUUACAGCAGCUGAAUCUGUCUGGCGUGUCGUAUUCGAGGACGAAAAGUGUGUGGCUGUGGCUAACCGCGGGAACCGCGUUAUGAUGGAGGUCUGGUCAUUUUCACCUCCCGAGGACGUGUAUUCCGAUCGCCCAGUCUCUUUUCCCCAAGCUGCAGAAAAGGAGCCUGCAAGGACCUUGAACCUCGACUAUCGACGCUCCACUUUGGGCUUGCCGAGCAUUAUCCCGACUGACGACGAAGAUGUCGACAUGAGGGACGCUGCACCUUCGACAGCCCCUACUCAUACUACAACCUUUUUCCAUGACGAAGAGGAACACUAG